AGACAUUUGAGCACCACUUUUGCGUCAAAUCUCAAUAAAAUAGACAACCGAACAAACCAAAAAUAUGUUCUCUCUAAUUCUGUAAAUUUUCACUAUAAAUAAUAACCCCUUCAUCUUCAACUUUGAUCAUGUGAGUCCUUAUCUUUAGCUUAAAAUAUGUUAAAUUUGAUGAUUUUUUGGCUGCUAGGAUCUUCCAUAGCAGUUGCCGCCAUUGAUGAAAAAUUGCAUGUAAUUCAAAAGGAAUGCAGUUUUACUAGAUAUCCUAGCCUUUGUGUUCAAACAUUGAUGGAAUUUAAAAAUAAUCAUCUACAUAUUGUUUCUGCUCUUGUUAAUAAAACUAUUUUAGAGACCCAAUUGCACAAUUCUUACUUCAAAUCAUUGAUCACCGCUCAAUUUGAAAUUCAAGAAGCUCAACAUCUUCAGUCCAUCACAGAUUAUUGCGACGAGCUUAUGAAGAUGUCACUAAAACUCCUAGACAAGUCACUAAUGGCACUAAAUCAUCAAUCACGACGAAUUAACAAAAACGACAUCCAAACAUGGCUAAGCGCUGUCGUAACCUACCAACAAGCCUGCAAAGAGUCCGUUAACACCUCAGGUCAACCCGCCGGCGACUUUGCAUCUCAAAUAUCCCGCAAAAUGGAUUAUCUUUCCGAGUUAGUCAGCAACCCAUUAUCCCUCGUCAACAGAAUUAGCGACGGCGACGAAAAUAAAAAAAUCAAAUACAAUACUAAAUACAGACACCUAAAUGAGGAAUUAGAAGAUUUUCCGAAGUGGGUAUCGGCGAAGGAUCGGAAAUUGCUUCAGAGCAGUACAAUUAAGGCUAAUGCGGUGGUCGCUAAAGAUGGGACUGGAAAUUAUAGGACAGUUUCUGAAGCUAUAAAAGCUGCUAGUGGCGGCCGUUUUGUAAUUUAUGUGAAGGCGGGAGUUUAUACAGAGAAAAUUAGAAGCGGUAAAGAUGGGAUUACGUUGAUCGGAGAGGGUAAAUACUCGACUGUGAUUGUUGGUGGUGAUAGUGUACGCGGUGGCUCGUCCAUGCCUGACUCUGCUACUUUCACAAUCACAGGUAAUGGAUUCAUAGCUAAAGACAUCGGAUUUCAAAACACAGCAGGACCUCAAGGAGGACAAGCCCUAGCUCUCUACAUAGCCUCCGACCGUUCAGUUCUCUACAAAUGCAGUAUCUCCGGCCACCAAGACACUCUAUACGCACUCUCGCAACGCCAAUUCUACCGAGAAUGCGACAUUUCCGGCACCGUAGACUUCAUAUUCGGCAACGCCGCCGCCGUUUUCCAGAACUGCAAUUUACUCCUUCACCGCCCUUACAACAACGGAGCCUACAAUGUAAUUCUAGCAAAUGGACGAACAGACCCCGGACAAAACACAGGUUUCUCCGUUCAGAAUUGCAGAAUAACGGCCAGUUUCGAUUUUUCUCCGGUCAAACGUAGCUAUAAUUCGUAUUUAGGUAGGCCUUGGAAGCAGUAUUCGAGAUCGGUGAUUAUGGAGUCGUAUAUAGAUGAUGCUGUAUCGUCGAGCGGGUGGAUUGCAUGGCCUGGUGCGACGUCGUAUGAUAAAACGCUUUAUUUCGCCGAGUAUGCAAAUACUGGCCCCGGAGGCGGAACCUCCGGGAGGGUAAAUUGGGAAGGACAUCAUGUUAUUGGAGCUGAUGUAGCGGUUGAAUUUACGGUUGGUCGUUUUAUUUCAGGAACUUCUUGGCUGCCAUCUACUGGUGUCACUUUUGUUUCUGGUUUAUAGUUAACGGGUUUACUUAAAAUUUGUCGGAAUCUGAAGUGAAUUCCAAAUGUUAGAGUUUGUAGACUAAACCAAUUUAUUAAAAAAAUAUAAUAAGAAUAUUUGGAUAAAAAUAACUAGUGAUUAUAGUUUGAGUGUAGUUCAAUUUACUGGGGUUUAGAAUUGUAAUGUUUCGAUUUUUAAACUCGCUCUUAUUGGCUCGUAUAA
Mercurialis annua (annual mercury) is the source of this 1953-nucleotide messenger RNA. RefSeq names its product pectinesterase. Gene Ontology annotation, biological process: cell wall modification. Lineage: Eukaryota; Viridiplantae; Streptophyta; Magnoliopsida; Malpighiales; Euphorbiaceae. The transcript is spliced from 3 exons. Bases 157 to 1749 code for a protein of 530 amino acids. The record is from RefSeq and is a predicted model, not a curated record. Gene Ontology annotation, molecular function: pectinesterase inhibitor activity; pectinesterase activity.